AGGGAUAGCGUUGAAUUAGCACGGAGAAAAACAAGGGACCUGGAGGGCAAUAACACUGUCAAAAAGAAGCUGCGUUGGUUCGAUGAAGUGCAUGUGGAAAAAGAGAAAGAUAAACAGAACAAAAUGAAAAGCAAAUCCUUCAAUCUCUGUCAACCAAAAAACAACUCGGACGACCACCAGCUAAGUCUUAGUGCGUUCUCAGGGACUUCCAAGACUGGACCCGGCAUGACCCCUGCAGCCUCCACUGGUUAUCAGUUUACAAAAGAAGCUUGGGCAGAUGUUCAAGUCAACUUGCCCCAGCGACAAACCGAUGAGGUCAAGGUACACCGCAACAGCAUCAGAGCCAGUGCCCCCAAGGUCCCUCGGAAAGAGCACUUUGGCAGAGCGGGUCCUGUUUCCUCACGAACAAGAAAGGGCACGGUCAUACGACCUCAGUCUGCCACCGAGGUUAGUCAGAUUGCCAAAACCCAAGGGAAGGUCAUGGUGCCACGUCCACCUCCUCGGAUGGAAUCUGCGGAGGAAAAGACGCCGUGCAUCACCAAAAUUCCAUAUGGCAGGGAUCACGCGAGCGCCAUCAACAAACAGGCCAUGGCUGUUGAGCAGGUCCUGAACAAGAAUAACUCAGAGGGCCAAAUGCAUAAAGAAAUAACAACAGAAAAUACUGUUUUAGACACACCACUGCCACCGUCAUACGCCUCCCCACUCUCAGAGGGCAUUGUGACGAGCAUGCCCAGUUCAAGUCACCACUACAGAAGAAGGGGGGAGAAUGCAUGUAAUGAAAAAGACUUCUGUUUAGAUUGUACUCCCACAGAUGAAGAAAUUUCACAGCUCUGGCAUGGCGUCCGCAGUGCCUUAACCACAAAGGAUGCAAAACCGAUACUGAAAGCACCAGCCCUGGAGAGAGGGCGAGUCUUAAGAAAGCCCUGUACAGACAAAGGCAGACAGGCUCCUGGCUCAGAGAGUAGAAGACUUCAUCAGAUCUCUCAGGUACAUGCGUGCAGUUGCGUAGUUGCCCUGUGGGAG
Molecule: messenger RNA, 1023 nt
Organism: Neolamprologus brichardi
Lineage: Eukaryota; Metazoa; Chordata; Actinopteri; Cichliformes; Cichlidae
Source: RefSeq, a predicted model, not a curated record